Messenger RNA from Rhopalosiphum padi (bird cherry-oat aphid), 3237 nucleotides. RefSeq lists its product as uncharacterized. The coding region runs from base 615 to 2750 and encodes 711 amino acids. The record is from RefSeq and is a predicted model, not a curated record. The transcript has 2 exons. NCBI's taxonomy places the organism in Eukaryota, Metazoa, Arthropoda, Insecta, Hemiptera, Aphididae.
ACAAGAAAAAAACGCAGAAGAGUAAGUAUUUAAUAUUUAUUAGAAUAUAUAUAAGUUCAAUAUUUUUUAGUUUUUAUUUCAAUAACUACACAUUUUUUUUUUGCUUCGAUUUUAACUUUGAGGGUUGUUUUGUAUAAAAAAUGUAUGUAGUUAGUAGUUUGUGCUUUAGACUUUUAGAGAACUCAAAAUUCUAAGUACUUUUUUUGAGCUAUUUAUACUGAUAAUUAAAAAUAUUAAAAAUCUAUAGUCACAAUAUAUUUUUUUAGUCGUUUAAAGUUAGAAUUUUGACAAAAUCUAAAAAAUAUAAACAUUAUUUUGUAAAUUAUAUAAAUUAUACUUAAGUUUUGAAUUGAUUUUAAAUUUAAAAUAAUUUUUUGAUAUUACACUCACAAUUUUAACUCGCCUCUACGCGCGAAAUAUUCUCGUCGUGACGUAUAAUAAUAAUAUUUUUUUGAAAUAGAUAUAUAUUACAAGGCAGAAGAAUUGUUGAUAUAGCGUACUUAUUCAAGGCCAUUCAAAGUAUUCAACACAAGUUUGACUGUACAUUUUCUAACUUAACAAUUAUAAAUGAAAAAAAAAAUGGGUUUUUUAGCACAUUUGUUUUUAAAUGUAAUAUGUGUGGUACGUUGGAAAAUAUUUACUCGGAAGAUCCUGAACGAAAAGGAUUCAACAUUAAUACAGCAGUUACCUCUGCCGUAUUAAACACGGGACAAGGGUAUUCCCAAUUGGAAGAAUUUUGCGGUAUACUUGAUAUGUAUUGUAUGUCAUUUCCCACUUAUCAAAAUAUUCACGAGGAAGUAAGUCAAAAUAUAUUUAAUGUAAGUUUGGAAGAGAUGAAAAAAGCUGGACAAGAAGAAUCGAAAAUUGCAAUUGAAAACGGAGACGUAGAUGAACAAGGUCGUCCGUUAAUAACCGUAAUUGCUGAUGGUGCGUGGUCCAAGAGAUCAUAUAAAAGCAAUUAUAAUGCUUUAUCUGGUGUCGCUUCCAUAUUUGGAUGGAAUACAAAAAAAUGUUUAUUUGUUGGCGUAAAAAAUAAAUAUUGUAUUAUUUGUCAUCGAGCUUCCCAACAGAAUGAACAAACCAGGUCUCACAUAUGCUAUAAGAAUUGGGAUAGUACCUCUACUUCGAUGGAAUCAAGUAUAAUAGUGGAAGGAUUCAAGGAGAGUAUUCCAAUGCAUAACUUAAUAUAUGACAAGUUAAUCGGAGAUGGUGAUAGUAGCGUGAUAAAGAACUUAAAUUUAACUAAACCAUAUGGACCGGAUUUGAAUGUAAAAAAAAUAGAGUGUACAAAUCAUUUACUCAGAAAUUAUAUAAACCGACUUCGUGAAACAGCUAGUCGACGCAAGUGUACAAAUGGAAAUAUUGUUCCAGGUGUUCAAAGAACUUUUUUAAAAAAUAAUUUACUCCGUCUUCGAUAUGCUGUUACGGAAGCCAUAAAAUUUCGUAGUAAAAUGAAAAAAAAUAUUAUCGAAAAAGUCAAAUUACUUAAAUCAGAUAUUUUGAAUGGACCUUACCAUGUAUUUGGACACCAUACACAUUGUGCCCAGUAUUUUUGUAUGGGUCCAAAAGACGGUGAAAAUAAUUUAGUGCCCGAUUUGGAAAAAUCCGGUCUUUGGAAUGACAUUUUAGCAGCAAGAAAUUUGUUGGCACACCAUUCUUCAAGUUUAAUUCACAAUGUUAAUAAUAACUGUGUCGAAAAUUAUAAUAGCGUAGUCGCCAAAUACGUGGGUGGAAAGCGUAUUAAUUUUUCUUUAAAAGGGUCUUACCAAACACGGUGUCAUAUUGCUCUAACUUCCUUAAAUACAGGUCCAUCACAUAUAAGUAUAUUACACAAAAAAAUGACAAAAUCAAGUCCAGGUGUAUUUACUAAGCGUUUUAUAGAACAACGUUCAAACAAAAAUAACACUAAAUUAAAACGACGACAAUUGUUUGGAAAUAUCAAGCCUAGUAAAAAAACGUAUAUUGGCCCGGACAGAGACUAUGGAUGUAUUCAAGAAGAAUCUCAAAUAUUAGAUAUAGAACCAAAGGAAUUUAAUAUUAAAAAAUUACAAUUUUUAGAGCGCUUAUCAAAGACCAAUGAAGAAAUUAAAAUAUUAGAAAAAUCUACAAAAAAUCAGUCGGAAAGUGACCUAUGGAAAGCUGAGAGAAGUAUACGAUUGACAGCCUCAAAUUUUGGAAAGGUUUGUAAAUUACGAGUAACAACUUCAAGAAAAAACACUGUUAAAACUAUAUUAUAUAAUGCAUUUUCCGGUAACUCAUCUACAAACUAUGGUAUUGAAAAUGAACCUAUAGCAAGAAUUUCUUUUGAAAAAGAGAUCAACUUAAAAAUUAAACCCGCUGGUUUAUUUGUUGAUAAAACAUAUAAUUUUUUGGCUGCAAGUCCUGAUGGGUUAAUCGACGACGAUGGUAUCAUAGAAAUUAAAUGUCCAUACACUAUAAAAGAUCUUACACCCGAAGAUGCUAUUCAAUGUGGAAAAUUGAAAUUUGCGACACUCAUCGAUGGAAAAUUAAAUUUAAAAACAAAUGAUAAUUACUACUAUCAAAUACAAGGACAACUAUAUGUAACACAAAGAUCUUACUGUUAUUUCGUCUUGUGGUCAUCCAAAGGCAUGCUGUACCAAAAGAUAUUACGAGAUGAUGCUUUUUUUGAACAACGAAUGCAGCAACAAUUAAUUUCAUUUUAUCAUGACCAUUUGUUACUUGAAAUAUUAGACUCCCGUUUUCAUCGUGGUUUACCUAUCAGAGAUUAGUUAUUACCUAUUUUUUAAUAAUUUUACAUACAACAACGACUACAGUAUUAUUAUUAUGUGUUAUAUAUUCUGUAUUUAUAUCCAUGACAAAAAAGUAAGUGAUUUUAAAUAAAUGUACAAACCUGUUUAAUAUGUUCUAUAUAGUAUAUACAUAUUCCUAUUUGACCUAUUUCCUAUACUAUAUGUAAUAAAAUUAAAUCCAGGUUGUUUACUUGUGUAUUGUCAUAAUUAAUCAUAAUUCAUUAUCUGAUAAAUUAUAAUUGUAAAAUCCCAACAAUGGUUUUACGAUAACGAUAAGACACGCAACUCGCAAGUACGCGACGCAAUCGGAAUGUCCGAACUACCUGAUCAAUGGAGCGGAAGUGGUGGUACAUAUAUAGAACCACACUCACACUAAUAAUCAUUUACGACUAACACAAAGAUCACGAGUGGCGACGAUUAAAUAAGAAAUUGCCUAAAUUUUUCCCCUUAAAUAAUAGUCACUAAG